AUAAAAUGGAUUUUGGAAUUUAAAACUAAACAGAUGAAUAAUAAUAGGCUAAUAAAGAAUCGUCGAAUCAAAAUGUCAAUGAAGGAAAUAAAAAAUAAUCUGGUUGUUGUGCAUUUUUGACAGUUGAGUAAAUAACAUAUUAAGAUUCAAGAUUUUACACUCCUUAUUUCAAUGUGACCGAAAACGAUGUAAUUCAGAGAAUCCAAGGAACAUUCUUGCCACUCAAGCCAGACUUUCUAAAUCUGAUUCGAGGGAAUCCCGAUUUGUACAUUAUUAUAUAUUUAAAUCAAAGAUGGGGACCAAUUUGGAUUAAUGCCACCUUAAUUUUUAUGAUUACAGCCAUAGCCAAUUUAAGAUAGAUAGACGAAGAAAAAGAAAAUCAAUCCUUCGUUAUUAGUUAUGUCCCAUAAGCAACUGCUUUACUAUAUAUAAUAGCGUUUGGAACUCCAAUAGUCUUAGCUGCUGUUAUGAAGUUUUUAGGAGUUGACUUAAGUUUCUUUUAAACUAUCUGUCUGUAUGGGUACUCAAUGUCAACAUUAUUGCCAAUUACCAUCUUAUGUUAUUUCUAAAAUGAACUAUUCUUAUGGUUGAUAAUUGUUUACGGAUUUGCAAAUUCAUCAUUGUUCUUGAUUGUUAACCUAAAAGAGUAUUAAUUUUUAAUAUCAAAUUAGAGAAUUAGAUAAAUUGUAGAUCUAAAAGAAGUAUAUCAUAAUAGGAAUAGUUGUGACAAUGCAGCUAUCACUUUAUUUGUUUUACAAAUUAGUUUUCUUCUCUUAUGUAACGGAGUGA
Paramecium octaurelia is the source of this 789-nucleotide messenger RNA. The record is from the annotation of a GenBank genome assembly. NCBI's taxonomy places the organism in Eukaryota, Ciliophora, Oligohymenophorea, Peniculida, Parameciidae.